CUUUUGUAGUGAAUUUUGCCGUUCCUGAUUCAUUCGGCUCCUUUUUGGCUCUCAUCUGAGACAAAGUCUCACCCCCACCGGCCCGUCUCUUCCGGCGCUCUUCAGCUGACUGGAGGUGUGAUGUGGGCGUUCACGUUUAUGCAGCUGCCCACCGAAGGGCCCCUUCGCGUGCCAAGCCUACAGUAAGUAACCCAACAUCACAAACACAAACACAAACACAAGACAGGCACUCAUUGACCCUUCUUGACCGGUACGUGUGGCGCAUGUGUUGUGUGUUUGCAGGACUCACCUGAAGGCCAACAAUCCGUUUCUCCGUUUUUGGUUCCACGAGUACUACCUGCCCGAGGACCAGCGCAUGCCGCAAUUCGCGCGGCUGGUCAGGCUGCUCGUCCAUCUGUCCAUCUAUCUCGCCGUGCUCGCCAGCCUGGUUGGUGUGUGUGAGGCAUUCAUUACACAUAUAUCUGACUGAAUCGAUUAAUCGAAGAGGCGUGCGACAGACAUACCAUGGAUGCCACUGCAUGUCAUGUUUGUCCUUUUGUGUGAUGCAUGUAUUCAUCACUCUCAUUGCCUUGCAGGUUCGUCAGUACGACUUGAACUUCUCCAAUCGGUGUGAGCGCCGGGAGGCCUGCAAGUACCGCUGCAUCCUCGACCACUUCCCCACACUCACUUGCGGGCAGCUUUCUCUCUCAUCGCCGCUCACAUACGGUCUGCAGGAAGAGAAGAAGAAGAAGAAGAAGAAGACAACCACUCACUCCCGCAUAUGUCUGUCUGUAUGUGUGUGUGUGGCACCGCCCCUCCAUCAGGUGGAAACAAGUACACGAAGCUGUUCGAGUACCCCUACCCCCUUCAGGGCCCAAAGGCAGGGGUACGCGGAGUGGUGAGUGAGUUGAUACACUUGUGCAUCCGACCGACCGGGAGAAGGGGUUCAAGUGAGUGGGUGACUAUUGAGUGUCUCUGUCUCUCUACAGCACACCAGGGCAGAAGUGGACGGCGACGACUGGCUCGAGUGCGCCGAGUGGGUCGACGACAACGAGGAGGGCGUGGCGGCCGACAAAGUCUUCGACGGACGCCUGCCAAGGGUACAAGGUUGCUUCCCAGGUAGGUAUGUCACUCACACCACACACAUGUCCACCAAGGAUGCAUCGAUCCAGGUUGCAUUCCGCCUGAGCGUCUGCCGUCCGACCCCCCCUACAGCAUUGCGCUGCCCGAUGGCCGGUCAAUCAGCUACGAGGACGACACACAAUUCGGAUCGCCUGACCCACGGCCAGACGUAAGACGGGAUUCUCUCUGUACAGGCUGAUGAUGGAUGGACCGAUGCAAUAACGACAUGUGUCUGUGGGGUCGGGGCUGCAGUGUCAGGGGGGUACGGAGGAGUAUUCCCUGUGGUGUGUGGACCCUGGAGACGAGUGCGAGAAGACGCAGUUUCGGGAUGAGUUCUGCUUCGACUUGCCUGGUGGGUGCGAAACACAAACAGACAUCGACAGAGACACAAGAGAAGACGCAAGCGCCUCUUUCUUCUUUUCACCAACAGCCGGCGAGACGUGCUUCAGCCCCAGUGCAGUCAUUCUCGCACAAUUUAUCAGGUCGACGAUAUAUGAUGCAGAUCGGCCCGGUGGAUGGAUCGAUCGCGUUGUGUCCGUUGUCUAUCUAUCUGUGUUUUGGAUUGAUUCAGCAUCCCAAUCAACUUUCUCCUGAAUAUGCUGAUGAUUUUGGCUGUGAGCAUCAAGAUGGAGAAGUACCUGGACACAGAUGAGCAUGACAAACAGGAGGGGGGCGGGGGGGACAAGCCUGUCGAGGCGGACAAGGAGGAGGGCCGUCGACGAGACGGGGAGCCCAACAUCGACUGCAUGCGGUCAUCCCAGAAGUGCGGCCUUCAGUGGCUGGUCGUCUUCGUCUCGGGCGGGGCACUUUUCACCAUGGUCGUGCAAAUGAUGUGGUGAGUGACUGGAUAGACGCACACGCCCACAUGCGUUUAGUGUGCACAGGCAUGUGGCAUCCAUCCAUCCAUCAGGGUGUAUUGGAUCGGUCGUCCAGGGAUGAUCUGGUUCAACUUCAUCAUGGUGGUCUUGUUCGACCUCGUCCGCAACCUCUUGUUCCAGAUAGCCGCGUGGUACGUGCUGCUGCGGCGGUGCGGCAAGGUGCAGGUCAUCGACGACGACACAUACCUCGAGGACGAAGAGGAGGAGACAGAGAGCUUUGUGAAGGUCUUCGUCGCCAUCGUGAAAAACAUCAUCGAGUCCAAGGCAUUCGAUCUCACUGUAUACGCGCUUGUGGGGCUGUUUGCUCUCCUGCUUAUGGUCACAUUCGCCUUUGAAGAGGAGAUCGAAGGCAACAAAGUGGUAGGCAGGGAGGGAGGGAGGGAGAGAGAGGAAAGGGCGAAUUCUCUCUUUCUUUCAAAUGUGUCUCUUGGUCUGUUUGUGGUGCGCACACUUGGUCUGUUAGGUAAAGGACGUGUUCUACUACACCGAUUUGACGCUGCUGAUUUGCUUCGUGAUCGAGAUAUGUCUCCGUCUGAUCGGUCAUGGCCUUUGGUACCUGCAAGACCCCUGGAACCUCUUCGACGCUGCGGUUGUCAUCACCUCAUUCGCACUCCUAUUCGUCGACAUCGAAGGCAAAGGCAAACAGGUCAAGUAGACACCCAAUGGCAGCCACCCACGCCCACGCCCAUACAUACAGCUGUGGGUUGCUGCAUUCCAUUUGCAGGGCAUCCUUGUCCUCCGUCUGAUGCGGCUGAUGCGUCUUGUGCUGGUGCUGCGUCGGGCGUCGCGCGACAAGCAGCGGCCGAAGCCUCCCGGUGUGGGCAUCCAGUUCACAUCGCCGGUUGAGCGGGUGCUGGACAUAUUCAAAGAGAUCCUCGAGGCAAAGGGUGGGUGAGUCAGUCACCCGAAGGGACGGACGGACACCUACAGUCCUUCCAUGGACGCAUGGAGGGAUGGAUGGAUGGAUGUGCACAGGAUUGACCAACAAGGACAAGGACAAUGUCGAGUGGACAAUGGACGUGAUAUCGUCCAACAAGCUCUACUCCAUAAGUGUCGAGACCGACAAGACCAAGGCGGGAUCGCAGAUGGACCUCGAGGUCCAAGCGUGGAUCAAAAUCGCAUCCGACUCGGUCAGUCUGCCACCCAUCCGACAACAUGGCCGCCCGUGUCUCACCAUCCACUUUUGUGUGCUCUUGUCUUAUGUAUCUGAUAUCAGAUCGGUGAGUCGAAUUGGAAGGACAACGACCUGGAGAAUCUGCUGCUCAGCAACGCCAAGAGAAAAGCACGGGUGGGUGAAUAGGGAGAAUAUACUGCUGUGUCACUCGGAUGGAUGGGUGUCGUGUUGGUCAUCCAUCCAUCCAUCCACCAGGCCGAUGAGGGUCGGGUGGAGACAAUGGAGGUGUCGACACUUGAGUUCUUCCAGCUCCCGGACGUGCCGCCGACUGCCCACCAUCCAGCGAGCGCAGCACCCGGGCCAGCGCCAUCCAUCGGCCCUGAACUCCAAGACGUGAGACAGAAGGCGCCAUCGACACAUGGAUACACAUUCCUGACUGACUUGUGUAUGAUCUCUCAGCGUGUGUUGGACUACCUGAAUGCCCACCUCAUGAAGUGGGACUUCGACGUGUUCCAGGUGGUCGAGGUCAGUCUCAGCACGCCUGUCUGUCUCGCCGCCAGCAGCCAUCCCAUCUGUGUGUCGUUCAUGCCUCUCUUGUCUGUCAGAUGAUAGGUGACUUGACGCUGCCGCUGCUGCUGGUGCAGAUCUUCAAGUUGCAGGACUGGAACUCCACUUUCGACAUCAACCUUGGCGCACUCAAAAGAUACUUCAUUACCAUCGAACGAGUGGGUCGCAAACAAGAUGACACACCACACCAGACACAACCAACACACACAUCAAAUCUUCACAUGUGUGUUAAUGCAGGGUUACGUCAAGACGAAUCCCUACCACAGCUCGGCCCACGUGGCCGACGUGGCGCAAGCGACCCACCUGCUGCUGUCGUGGGCGAGCAACAGACACCCCCAGGCCCUGACGGCGCAGGAAGUCAUGUCGGGUGUGUUUGCCGCGGCCAUCCACGACUACCAGCAUCCGGGCUUCAACAACCAGUUCCUCAUUGCCGUCGAACACCCCGUCGCACUCAGGUGGAUAAACUGGAUGCGAAUUGGUGUGAUUAAUCCGCCAGGGAGGCUGUUUGCCUGCUGUGUAGGUAUAAUGAUCGCAAUGUGUUGGAGAAUCAUCACGUGGCGGCGGCCUUUAACGCCAUGCUCGACGGCACACAAGAGGACCCAUUCAAAGUACGUCGGGCACACACAUACACAGCCACGGAGCGGAAUACAUGCCGACCUGCUGCCCAUUCCCCACUCAGCAUCUGAGCGAGGACCAGUUUACGUCUCUCCGUCGGAUGGUCAUUAAGAUGGUUCUCGCCACAGACAACCAAAACCACUCAGCGCAGCUGUCCCUCCUCAAGACCAAAAUGACGCGCAAGGACUUCCCGUCCACCAAAGGGGACGACAAACAGGUAAGGACAAGAAUGAGGGAGCACCUUAUAAGUCGGUCGUGUCUCUCUGAAUGUUGCUUGGGUGUGAUUGCAGUUGUUGCUGAACAUCAUCCUGCAUGCUGCUGACAUCAGCAAUCCCACCAGACCGCUCGAGUGCUACCUCAAAUGGGUCCCACGCGUCAUGGAGGAAUUCUUCAGGUCACCCCCACCCCCACCCUCACGCACAGAGAGAGACAGGGCUUUCUGUGUGUGUGUGUGUGUGUGUGGGCGUGGGUGUGUGCAGGCAGGGAGAUUUGGAGAAGCAGAAGCAUUUGCCUGUGAGCCCCUUCUUCGACCGAGACACCACUGCCGUGUCCAAGUGCCAGCUGGGCUUCAUCGACGUCCUCGUACACCCGCUCUACCUCGUCAGUCGGCCAGCACGCAGACAGGCAUACAUAUUCGAUACGCUUUAGCUUCAUGUGUUGCGUGCGCACUGUACUGGCGACAGGCCCUCGGGCAGUGUGUGCCAGAGGUCAACACAGAGUGCCUCCCACAGAUCACCAGAAACAGGUCCACGUGCCUGGGUGGCGGGUGGCAUCAGCACAGGCAUCGUUCGUUUGUAUGCUGUCUGUCUGUCUCCAGGGCACAUUAUGAGGGUCGGCGGACCGUCACCCGCCGCAUGAGCAACGACAAGGGCGCGACAGAGGGCAGGCGCAACUCCCCCUUCUCCCCGUUCACCUCCCCAUUCACCGAGGCCGCCAAGCUCUUCACCCCAACCACCGCCGGGCUGCGCAAGAGAAUGACUAGCAUAUUCGGCUUCAGGAGGACAUCAGCGACCACCGAGGGCACGGAAGACAAAAGCCCCAAAGACACGAGCCCCAAGGAAGCGGCACCGUGACUGCCCGGAAGGGCGCUAUGGCGUUGCGGCUUCAAUUGUGGGGUGAGAGGGAUUCUACCUAGCUGCGCCCACUGUGGUGGGGCGGGGGUUGUUUGAUGUUCUGUGAGGGAGUUCGUUGCUGCUCUGAUGGGGCCGUCCCUCUCUUGACUCACUUAGGUCGUGUAGCCCUCCACUUAUGGGCGUAGACAGAGAGGCCUCUUGCUCAUCAUGUCACCAUUUUCGUGUGUGUGUUUGUGUGUAUGUGCGCCUGUGGACGCACAAACUGCCG
This is a messenger RNA of Vitrella brassicaformis, 5616 nucleotides long. Lineage: Eukaryota; Vitrellaceae. The record is from the annotation of a GenBank genome assembly.